AUACUAUGAGCAUUAAUUUACAGUGUAUAAGGAGAUGGUGGGACGAAUCAAACAGUGAUCAUCUAAUAAACAUGGGGAAAUACGUAUCAGCGAUGGUUGCAGCCGGAGUUCGCAUAACCUACGCGAGAGAAAGCACAACCUUGUGGUUAACCAUGGUGCUUGUGAGCUCUGUUGUGGCCACCAUUUACCAAUUAUAUUGGGACUUCGUCAAGGAUUGGGGUCUUCUAAACCCUAAAUCCAAAAAUCCAUGGCUAAGGGACAAUUUGGUUCUCCGGAACAAGAACUUCUACUACCUCUCUAUUGCGUUGAAUUUGGUGUUGCGAGUUGCAUGGAUCGAGACAAUAAUGAGAUUCAGGGUAAGCCCUGUCCAGUCUCAUUUGCUAGAUUUCUUAUUGGCCUCCCUUGAAGUCAUUCGUCGAGGACACUGGAACUUUUACAGAGUGGAGAAUGAACAUUUGAACAAUGUUGGCCAGUUUAGGGCAGUGAAGACCGUACCAUUACCGUUCCGUGACAUGGACUCAGACGGUUAAACAAAGAUAAGGGUUUUAUACUUUGGAGGGUUUAAGUCUUGAACCAAGUUCCAAGGAUAUGAAGGAAGCAUUUCGGAUUUUGCAUCGAUGUAACCAUAUCGAGGAAUAACCUUUGGGAAACUCUCGAAAUUGCCUAACCAAUUUAUCCUUUAAAAUAUGAAACAUGGGACUAAUGAAUUCUAGAACUGUUAAACCCUCCAAAGUGUAAAACGAACAUCACAAUUUAACUUCCUAGUUAUAUCUUGAUUUCUGUAAAUUUUGAUUUGAGUUUUAUUUUCAAUAAGUCUUCUUUUUCUAAUAAAAAUAAUGUCACUAUC
Camelina sativa (false flax) is the source of this 847-nucleotide messenger RNA. NCBI's taxonomy places the organism in Eukaryota, Viridiplantae, Streptophyta, Magnoliopsida, Brassicales, Brassicaceae. The record is from RefSeq and is a predicted model, not a curated record.